Podarcis muralis (Common wall lizard) is the source of this 1398-nucleotide messenger RNA. The record is from RefSeq and is a predicted model, not a curated record. Lineage: Eukaryota; Metazoa; Chordata; Lepidosauria; Squamata; Lacertidae.
AUGGAACUCUUCUCUAGACUGGGCAAAUCAGCCCCCAACUACAAAUGUGAUAUUCAGAACAAUCCAGGAGCAGUCAUUGGGGGACCUGUCUCUGAAGUCUGUCUCUACAUGGCAGAUAUUCUGUCCAUUUAUAAGAUUCCACAGCUCAACAACUUUGUUAAAAGCAUCUCAUUUAAUAAUAGUGAUGGGGGGAAAGUUUUCUUCAACCAAAAUGGAGAGUUAGAGUCUGGAUUUGAUAUUAUAAACUGGGUCACAUUUCCAAACCAGUCCUUUCGGAGAGUGAAAGUUGGAAGGAUCGACCCCAUGGCUCCCCAAGAAGAAGUGUUCAGCAUUUGUGAAGAAGCCAUUGUGUGGCCCAGCAGGUUUAACCAGGCACAGCCCCUUUCUCUUUGCAAUGCCAAUUGUCCUUUGGGUUAUCAAAAAACAAAGAAGGAAGGGAAACCAUUUUGCUGCUAUGAUUGCAUUAUAUGUCCGGAAGGGAAGAUUUCCAACCAGACAGACAUGGAUGAAUGCUUUCAGUGCCCACAAAAUCAUUACCCAAAUGUGGAAAAGGAUUCUUGUCUGCCAAAGAACAUACAAUUCUUGUCUUAUGGGGAACCCCUGGGGAUCUCUUUGGCCUGUUUUGCUCUUUCCUUGUCCUUCCUUACAGCUUUGGUGCUUUGGAUUUUCAUUAGGCACCGGGACACUCCCAUAGUCAAAGCCAACAACCGCAACCUCUCCUAUACUCUCCUCACCUCCCUCUUGUUCUCCUUCCUUUGUGCUUUGCUAUUCAUCGGGCGACCUGAGAAAGUGACCUGUCUCCUUCGACAAACAGCUUUUGGCAUCAUCUUUUCAGUGGCAGUUUCUUGUGUGUUGACAAAGACAAUCAUUGUGGUCCUUGCUUUCAUGGUCACCAAACCAGGGUCCAUCAUGAGGAAAUGGGUGGGGAAACAACAGGCCACCUCCAUUGUUCUUUUCUGUUCCUUGAUUCAAGCUGCUCUUUGUACUGUGUGGCUGGCAACUUCUCCCCCAUUCCCAGAUUUAGACAUGCACUCAAUGAGUAAAGAAAUGGUUCUGCAAUGUAAUGAAGGGUCAGUCACCAUGUUCUACUGUGUCUUGGGGUUUAUGGGCUUGCUGGCCAUUGUCAGCUUCUCUGUAGCCUUCCUAGCCAGGAAGCUACCCGACAGCUUUAAUGAAGCCAAGUUUAUCACCUUCAGCAUGCUGGUAUUUUGCAGUGUGUGGCUGUCCUUUGUUCCAACUUACUUAAGCACAAAAGGAAAAUAUAUGGUGGCUGUGGAGAUCUUCUCCAUCUUGGCCUCCAGUGCUGGUUUACUAGGCUGUAUUUUUUCACCUAAAUGUUAUAUUAUUGUAGUGAAGCCUGAAUUGAAUAGCAAGGAGCAACUCAGAAGGAAGACUUGA